ACGCAUCAACCGUAUGUGCGCAUUCUUUAGUCGCUCUCUUUCCAACAAUGUAAAGGGUCACUAUAAAUUAGAAUUAUAUGCAGUUUCAUUCAAGGUCGUUAGAGCGCACGCGCAAUCAAAGACAACUUUAUAACCCCAGAGCGCACAUAAAAAUAGACCUACUGUAGCCUAUUAUUUGCAGUUUUCUGUGCGGACCUACAGUUGUUCAGCGGUCUCGUCCAAGUAUAACAUUUAGGAUGGGUUUUACAUUUUAACGUAGUGUUCAUGUGAGGAAAUCUGAUCCCUAUAGGCCAGUGAAGGCCACGCAUGGACACCCCAGGGUAUGAUGCAACGCGAGGCUGGGGGAUUCAUUUCACAGUAGUUAGAACUGGAAAGGAUGUGUUAUCAAAGCCCAUCACCUCUCACUCCUUUGGCAGAGUUUCUUCAAAAUCUAUGCUGACAAUGCUACAUUACGCCUUAGUAAACAUGGCAUAUCAUACCAGCAGAUGGCUUCCAAGGGAUCAAAGGUUAAAAUUUCAAAUAAUUAAUGCAAUCUUUGUGGCACUAGUUCUCAUCCCUCAAUUGUAUGUGCUAACCAGGCCCAAAUCCUCUAGAUACUGCCAGCAGCCUCUUCUGAACAAUCUCACUGCCUUCAUUGUCUUGUCCUUCAUGGCUACAGGUUUUGCAGUAACAUUCACACUGAUAGACCCAGUGCCCCAGUGCUUCAGGGCAGCCUACCAUGGGUUUGGACUUGUAUCUUUUGGCCAGGGACUGUGCACCAUCGCCUUGACUCUGACUGCACAACAGUGUGCGAAAACAACUCCUGAGCUGUAUUAUUUGUCCCUUAUUCUAUCAUUGGCUUGUAUCCUGAGUACAGCCUUCUUCUUGGUGAAGGGAGGACUCUGGGUAACAACCAAUAGGCUACCCAGGCCUUGCCAGAGAGGGAACAAUGGCUAACUAGUCCAACCAGUCUACAGCUGCGCCAAGUUGCAAUUAGAUAUGUGCCACAGAACCAUCCAUCCAUAAUUGAUGCUGUUUCCAGGCUACCACCAGCAAGCGAUACUGUUGCACAGUAUGGUGACUAGUGUAGUAUGUAGUGAAUUUACAUUUCCCAUUUCCUUAAUUUGAUACACUUGAAAUCAAUUGGUGUGCAUAUGUUUGUUUGAAUUAAAUUACUCCGUUUUGAAUAUCAAAUGAACUAUUAAAAUGGCUACCACUAUCAUAAAGGGGCAUAUAUAUUUUUCAAGCACCCAACGUUACUGCUUAAACAUUCCUUAGUUUGAAAUCAUACAGUUAAAAAUAAAUAAUAUGUGCAGAAAGGGUUGUGAAAGCUGUAGUUUAUUUCCUUGUGUUAAAAUGGUGACUAACUGUUACAUUAAUUCCAUUUGUGUACAGUAUGUAGAGAAAUGGUGUUAGGUCCCCAGAUGUAAAAAUAAAUAAAAUAAAAUACA
Coregonus clupeaformis (lake whitefish) is the source of this 1430-nucleotide messenger RNA. RefSeq lists its product as uncharacterized. The record is from RefSeq and is a predicted model, not a curated record. The transcript is spliced from 6 exons. NCBI's taxonomy places the organism in Eukaryota, Metazoa, Chordata, Actinopteri, Salmoniformes, Salmonidae. Bases 307 to 936 code for a protein of 209 amino acids.